UCCCCCAAAUUCAUUCCAUCACUCUCUCUCUCACCCCGAAUUCAUUCAAUCCCGCAUCCUCCAUCGCCGUUGAGAAAUUUCAAAUGCAGUAAAUCGCUCGCGAGCCUCCGGCGAAAGUUCCCGCAGAUCUCCGAAUCCGGCGGCGGCGGGGAAGAAGGGUUGGGGGGUCCUUCGAUUGAUCUGAUCGUCGGGGGUGUGGUUGUGGGGCGGGUGGGGAGGAUCGGCGACGAUGCCGGUGGCUGCUUCGGCCAUCUACUUCCUGAACCUCCGCGGCGACGUCCUCAUCAACCGCCUCUACCGCGACGAUGUCGGGGGAAAUAUGGUGGAUGCUUUCCGCAUGCACAUCAUGCAGACAAAAGAGCUCGGUACCUGCCCCGUGCGCCAGAUUGGUGGUUGCUCAUUCUUUUACAUGAGAAUUAGCAAUGUCUACAUUGUGAUAGUUGUCAGCAGCAAUGCUAAUGUAGCUUGUGCUUUUAAAUUCGUUGUGGAGGCCGUUUCCCUUUUCAAAUCUUAUUUUGGAGGAUCCUUUGAUGAAGAUGCUAUUCGUAAUAAUUUUGUUCUCAUUUAUGAGCUUUUGGAUGAGAUCAUGGACUUCGGUUAUCCUCAAAAUCUUUCCCCUGAAAUCCUGAAGCUGUACAUUACUCAAGAAGGAGUCCGCUCGCCAUUUUCUUCCAAGCCUUCAGAUAAACCUGUGCCAAAUGCUACCUUACAAGUCACUGGUGCUGUUGGUUGGCGGAGGGAAGGGCUGGUUUACAAGAAGAAUGAGGUUUUUCUUGAUAUCGUGGAAAGUGUAAAUCUUCUUAUGUCUUCAAAAGGAAGUGUCCUGCGUUGUGAUGUGACGGGGAAGAUUCUUAUGAAGUGCUUUCUCUCUGGAAUGCCUGAUCUGAAGUUGGGUUUAAAUGAUAAAAUUGGCCUUGAGAAAGAGUCGCAGAUUAAAUCUCGUCCUAUUAAAAGUGGUAAAACUAUCGAGCUCGAUGAUGUCACAUUCCACCAAUGUGUAAAUUUGACGAGGUUUAACUCAGAAAAAACUGUUAGCUUUGUGCCUCCUGAUGGUGAAUUUGAACUGAUGAAGUAUCGAAUAACGGAGGGUGUUAAUCUUCCAUUUCGAGUGUUGCCGACGAUAAAGGAACUCGGGCGAACAAGAAUGGAAGUAAAUGUCAAGGUAAAGAGUGUUUUCGGCCCAAAAAUGUUUGCUCUUGGGGUUGUCAUUAAAGUUCCUGUACCAAAGCAAACUGCGAAGACCAGUUUCCAGGUGACAUCAGGACGAGCGAAGUAUAAUGCUGCUAUUGAUUGCUUGGUUUGGAAGAUAAGAAAGUUCCCUGGACAAACGGAACCGACUAUGAGUGCAGAAGUUGAGUUAAUAUCAACAAUGGGAGAAAAGAAAUCUUGGACAAGGCCACCAAUUCAGAUGGAGUUUCAGGUUCCAAUGUUCACGGCAUCUGGAUUACGUGUCCGCUUCCUGAAGGUGUGGGAAAAGAGCGGAUACAACACGGUCGAAUGGGUCCGCUACAUAACAAAAGCAGGGUCUUAUGAGAUUAGGUGCUAAGCAUUUGUAUUGCCGCCUUGGAGCUCAUAAGCAUCGGAGUAGCAGCUGAAAUUAUGAGAAAUUGUCAAGUUCAGUGCCAUUAGGAGUGGAAACCUUGGUUAUCCUCGAGCAGAUGAACGCGGUGUCGCUCGCAUUCUGCUCCAUUGUCUUGCGGAGGAAUUUAUCAUUUUUCAAAUAUGAGCCUGUCAAAUAUGGUUACUAUUCUUAAUUCGUGGUUGUAAAGGCUUUAUCUUUCAUUCACAGGGACGUUUCGAAUUGCACGUUUAGGUCAGGUCCUAUCAACUUCUGGGAGCUUGGAAUUGUACAUUUGAUUUAUUCAUGUAAGCGACGAGAAUCGGUUGUGUCA
Molecule: messenger RNA, 1892 nt
Organism: Syzygium oleosum
Lineage: Eukaryota; Viridiplantae; Streptophyta; Magnoliopsida; Myrtales; Myrtaceae
Product: AP-2 complex subunit mu
Exons: 13
Coding region: 230-1546 (438 amino acids)
Biological process (GO): endocytosis; intracellular protein transport
Cellular component (GO): clathrin adaptor complex; cytoplasmic vesicle
Source: RefSeq, a predicted model, not a curated record